ACAAAGAAAUGCAGAGCAAAAUAGGUGCAGCUUUAAAUAGCUUAACCUGAUAUUCCCAACUCUGCUACCCAAAAAAUAUGAAGUUCCUUUUGGAACUAAUAGCCUGCUGUGGCUGUUCUUCUCGUUUGCCCCCAGCUGAAGACACAGGGCCUCUCGUUCCUGGCUUGGCCCAGCCCGCUAACCGUAAGAACAGAAGACGGAGGAGAGGUAGAGGUGGGCCGCCAAGUUGUGGUGGUUCGGUCGCUAAUUGGAGGCCGUCCCUUUCUGCCAUUUUGGAAGACAACGCUCUACCACCUACGAAUGUGAAGAGAAAGGUGUUAACUGCUUCGCCACCAGCCACUCAGCCCCGUCGUCGCAGUUUCGAAGACACUAGGAGAGUUCCUGUUUCAGCUUUGGCGCCAGCUUUCUCCCCAACUCCUUUCUUAUUUUAAUUGCUUCUGUAAACUCUGGGGCUAUUUUAGUUGUGACUUGUGAGCAUGUAUGCAUGUCGUGUAAAUGUUCUAUCUGAUCUUAUUUUUCUUGUUAA
Messenger RNA from Lycium ferocissimum, 526 nucleotides. RefSeq lists its product as uncharacterized. The transcript has 3 exons. NCBI's taxonomy places the organism in Eukaryota, Viridiplantae, Streptophyta, Magnoliopsida, Solanales, Solanaceae. The record is from RefSeq and is a predicted model, not a curated record. Bases 78 to 431 code for a protein of 117 amino acids.